This is a messenger RNA of Prorocentrum cordatum, 176 nucleotides long. NCBI's taxonomy places the organism in Eukaryota, Dinophyceae, Prorocentrales, Prorocentraceae. The record is from the annotation of a GenBank genome assembly.
GGCACCUGCUGGAGCACCUCCCAGUUGCCAAUGUGCCCAUCCAGUCGUACGAGCUCCUCAGGCUCAUUCGUCUGCUGCUUGAGGUAUCGAGCAUAUCGGAUGAGGCCGGCGAGCACCUGCUGGGCUUCCUCACCGAAGCCAGCAGCCACGCUCUGCACAGCGGCCGCAUCGCUUGA